AUGAAUUCCAGCCUGGGAGAUCUGGAUGCUACAGAGAACUAUUAUGGGUAUAACGGUACCAUGGCUUCACAUGAAUAUACAGAAGGGAUCACCCCUUCUGUUUUAGGAUGGCUUGCCUUGAGAGGCAUUACUUUAAUUACCUGCUGUUUUGGAUUUGUGGGCAAUGGCUACAUCAUCUGGCUACUUGGCUUCCAGAUGAAGAGAAACUGUUUCACCACAUUCCUCCUUAACUUGGCCAUCACAGACUUUGGGUUCCUCAUGUCUACAGUUAUAUAUGAUAUAUAUGGAUUUAUCGACUUUGAAGAUAGCCCAAUUUUCCUCAUCAUCUGUAUCUUUUUCUUCCAAAUGAUGCAUAUCAACAGUCAGUUCCUUUUGACGGCCAUCAGCAUUGACCGGUGUGUGGCUGUCCUCUUCCCAAUCUGGCAUCACUGUUCCCGGCCAAAACAUUUGUCCUCCACGGUGUGUGUCCUCCUGUGGAUUGCUUCUUUACUCCUGACUGGAAUUAUGAAGAUUAUGACUUUAACAAAUGUCAUUGUAAAUGACGGACUGUCCGUACUCCAUUUCCUUGUGACUGCUAUAGUUUGCCUUCCGCUGAUCUCACUUUCCACUGGGGUCCUUUUCAUCAAGGUGUGUUUUAAAUCGAAUCAGAAGAAUCAGGGUUGGCUUUUACUGAUGAUUUUAAUCACUCUGCUCUGUUUCCUCAUCCUUGCUUUUCCGUUAUAUCUCUUUGUGGUGAUUAUUCAUUUUUUUAAUAUUGAAGUUGAUCCAGAAAUACCGUACUGGGAGACAUGUAUUGUUCUGUUUUCCUGCCUAAACAGCAGCAUUAAUCCAGUGAUCUAUUUUCUAGUUGGGAGGAAAAAAGGAGCUCAGUCCAAGGAGAGCAUGAAGGUCCUUUUGCAAAAGGUCUUCAAAGAAGGUGAAGCUACCAGAGGGAGAUAG
Molecule: messenger RNA, 939 nt
Organism: Protobothrops mucrosquamatus (brown spotted pit viper)
Lineage: Eukaryota; Metazoa; Chordata; Lepidosauria; Squamata; Viperidae
Product: mas-related G-protein coupled receptor member H-like
Exons: 1
Coding region: 1-939 (312 amino acids)
Biological process (GO): G protein-coupled receptor signaling pathway
Cellular component (GO): membrane
Molecular function (GO): G protein-coupled receptor activity
Source: RefSeq, a predicted model, not a curated record